AACGAGUUUCCCAAGUGUGGUAGUGUCAGAAAGUACAGACAACAUGGUGUCCAAAGCUAAUCUCACCAGAGCCAUCAAAGAUGCGCUUGUCGGAGUUGAUCUUGCCAUCACAGGCAGGAGAGCUAUCAGGGAGAAGGUCGAGCGAGCCCUAGGUUCAAGUAUAAGCGAUCAGAAAGAGCUGUUCAAAGAGCUACUGCAGAAGUGUGUCAGCGAGAUAAAUGAUGAAGACUCAGACGAAACACCCCCCGCUCCAGCCCCAACCAAGAAGCGUAGAGCUCCCGCGACUACCCCUACUGCUCGUUCCGCUAAGAAAGCUGCUCCCGUAAGGAAACGUGCCAAAAAGGAAAAAGACCCCAACGCACCGCCCAGAAAGACUGGUCUGAGUGCGCCUCAGAUUCUGUCCGAUAAGAUGUCCGCACUCAUGGCCGGCGAAAAACAGAUGUCGCGGCCAUCAGUGGUUAAACAGCUCUGGGUCCUCAUUAAAGAGCGUGACCUUCAGGAUGAGAAAAACAAGAAGAACAUCCUAUGCGACGAGGAGUUCAAGAAUGUGUUCGGAGUUUCAGAGAUGACCAUGUUUGAGAUGAACAAACUUCUGUCGAAUCAUGUAACGGCGAUCCCGAAAGACCCGAAUGCGCCAAAGAAGGCGGCGGUCGCAGAAUGAAGGCUGCGUUUUCGACUGAUUUUAGAAACCACAAGACUACCCUAGGCUUUAGUGUACCGACCGAGUCCGAGACUGACGACGCUGCUGUGCGUCAGCUUGUUUUAUCUAUAGAAUGAUGUGGCUAUGAGCUUUAAAGGCACGCACAUCCAAUGGAAAUCGGUCCAAGACGCUCUUAUGCAACUGCUGUUUGAGCUCUGCUGCGCGCGAACUCGUAUUCCCAACAGUACACGAGUGUACUGACAAUCCUCAGGCUUCAGAAAACAAGUCCUCGAAGUAAGGUGUCUUCGACAUCACGACUAUCAACUUGCACAACAUACAAUGCAAAAUAAAGAAAUUUAGAAAUCCGGAACUUAGG
Molecule: messenger RNA, 1016 nt
Organism: Sphaeroforma arctica JP610
Lineage: Eukaryota; Ichthyosporea; Ichthyophonida
Exons: 7
Coding region: 44-661 (205 amino acids)
Cellular component (GO): nucleus
Source: RefSeq, a predicted model, not a curated record